CGUAUCUUUUCCAUUUGGCGUUAUUGACAGUAGAAGUAACCCGUUUGCACCAUAGAAGAAGAGGCGGGGGCCCUACUGUGGUAUUUAAUCAAGGUGUUGGACAUCCAUCGUUUUGUAAAAUGCUCUUACCGAUAACCGCCGAAUGUAAAUACUGUCUGGCACGACAGUAGUGAACGGAGAUGCCUGAAGACGAGUCCUUUAUUUGAACGGUGCAGCUCAUCGUGUCAAAGCAGCAAAUUUGGAUUCAGUCACUUAAGGAACAAGUGAAACCACAUACACCAUGGUGGACAAUCGCUACGCCACAGCCUUGGUCAUCGGCUCGGUGUUGAGUCUGCUGGCCACCGUCUACCUCUCCGUGGCUGUGGGGACCCCCCACUGGUACCAGUACGACAGCCCGCCGGCCAAGCAGAGCAACAACGUCUCCGAGAUCAGAGAGGAGUUUGCCAACAAGGAGCUGGAUGAGAAAAGCUACAUCGAAACCAUGUUCCGACACCGCGGGACCCUCGGGCUGUGGUGGCGGUGCAUCGUGAUACCAGGCCAGUCGCACUGGUUCAAAGAGCCAGAUCCUAAGAUGGAGACACAUUGUGUGAGCUUCACUCUCCCGCAGCAGUUUGCCACGAAAUAUAAGCAACCUGGAAACCACAACAGAGAAGAGGACCUGCUACGAACGUACUUGUGGCAGUGUCAGUUCCUGCUGCCGCUGGUGUCCCUGGCUCUGGUGUUCCUCAGUGGUCUGGUUGGAGUCUGUGCUUGCCUGUGCCGCAGCUUCACCCCCACUCUGGCUGUGGGAGUGUUGCACCUUCUGGCAGGUCUGUGCACUCUGGGCACUGUCUGCUGCUUCCUGGCCGGUGUGGACCUGCUUCACCAGGACCUGGUGCCGCCAGAGGGGCUGGAGUUCCCACUGGGCUGGUCACUCUACCUCGCCCUCAUCUCCUUCCCCUUGCAGAUGAUGGCCGCCGCCUUGUUUCUGUGGGCGGCCAGAAGCCACAGCAAGAGCUACACUCGCAUAACAGCAUACAGAGUCGCUUAACCACAAACACUGUGCGUUCAGAAGAGCAGAAUCACAUUCUCACUACGGAGGAUUGCAAUAACAUACUUUAUAUUGUAGCAUUAUUCUCACAACUCGGAGGGAAGGGUCUAAAUGUCUAAUCGGUUGCAGUAAGAGUCGGCCUUUUUAUUUGUUGCCUUUUAUUCAUCACCUGCCUUUUGCUUUUUUAUUGCACUUUCCUCUUGGUUGAUUAAGUUUCACCAAAUCAUUUUUAGCAGUGUGAGUCAUAGUGAGUCCCUGCAUAGACACUUAUGCAGCUUUGUCUUGCAUGCCUUUAAAACGUGGUAUCUUCUGUCCCUGUGUACAUUUUGAGAUGCGUGGCCACUUUCUCCUCCUCUAUAGGUCGUGUUUGGUUCUUAAAAAAGCAAUCAAUUUGAUGCCACUCAUGCAAAACUGUGAUGAGUUUUUAGGUCGACUGCUGCCGCUGAAAAUGUUUGCAGCAUUAAUAUUGCAGGUGGCGCUGCUUCUGAGUUGAGCUGAAGACAGGUCAUUGAAAAUGUGUUGGGGUUUUUUUUUAUCUCAAGAAACAUUGGCAUACUUGAGGUUAACUUUUUAUAAGCAUCUCCAGCAUGUUGUACUUC
Messenger RNA from Synchiropus splendidus (mandarinfish), 1629 nucleotides. It is a transcript of the gene cldnd1b, whose product is annotated as claudin domain containing 1b. The record is from RefSeq and is a predicted model, not a curated record. Gene Ontology annotation, cellular component: membrane. The coding region runs from base 281 to 1030 and encodes 249 amino acids. NCBI's taxonomy places the organism in Eukaryota, Metazoa, Chordata, Actinopteri, Syngnathiformes, Callionymidae. The transcript has 5 exons.